Messenger RNA from Ipomoea triloba (trilobed morning glory), 2902 nucleotides. Its product is annotated as sucrose synthase-like. Gene Ontology annotation, molecular function: sucrose synthase activity. The coding region runs from base 180 to 2597 and encodes 805 amino acids. The transcript has 13 exons. NCBI's taxonomy places the organism in Eukaryota, Viridiplantae, Streptophyta, Magnoliopsida, Solanales, Convolvulaceae. Gene Ontology annotation, biological process: sucrose metabolic process. The record is from RefSeq and is a predicted model, not a curated record.
UUCUACCAUCAAAGAAGCAAAACUCUUUCAUUUUCUCAUAUCUCCCCCCUCCGUUAUUUCCGUUUCUUCUUUUCUUUCUCCCUUUUCUUUGCAUUGCCUCUUUCUUCCUUUUUGUUCCGCCAUUGCUCCUUUCUUCCUCUCACUCUGAGCUGAGGCUCUGCGUUUGAUCAUUGACUGCCAUGGCUGAACGUGUUCUGACUCGUGUUCACAGCCUCCGGGAGCGCCUGGAUGCCACGCUGACUGCCCACCGCAAUGAGAUUCUGCUGUUUAUGUCGAAAAUCGAAAGCCAUGGGAAAGGAAUCCUCAAGCCACACCAGCUCCUCGCAGAGUUUGAAGCAAUCUGCAAAGAGGACCAAGAGAAGCUCAACGAUCACGCCUUUCAGCAAGUCUUGAAAUCCACACAGGAAGCAAUAGUUCUGCCACCAUGGGUUGCGCUUGCUAUCCGUCUGAGGCCCGGUGUCUGGGAAUACGUGAGAGUGAAUGUCCAUGCUUUAGCUGUCGAGGAGCUCACUGUCCCCGAGUAUCUGCAGUUCAAAGAAGAGCUGGUCGAUGGACCUGCCAACGGUAACUUCGUUCUUGAAUUGGAUUUUGAGCCGUUUACUGCAUCCUUUCCCAAGCCAACCCUUACCAAGUCCAUUGGAAAUGGAGUGGAGUUCCUCAACAGGCACCUAUCCGCUAAGAUGUUCCAUGACAAAGAGAGCUUAACCCCGCUCCUUGAUUUUCUACGAGUUCACCAAUACAAGGGCAAGACGAUGAUGCUUAAUGAUAGAAUUCAGAACUUGAACACUCUCCAAAGUGUCCUGAGGAAGGCGGAGGAGUAUCUAACGACCCUCCUUCCCGAAACCCCGUAUGCUGAUUUCGAACACAAGUUCCAAGAGAUCGGAUUAGAGCGGGGUUGGGGUGACACCGCUGAGCAUGUGCUGGAAAUGAUCUGCAUGAUGCUUGACCUCCUUGAGGCUCCUGAUUCGUGUACUCUCGAGAAAUUCCUCGGGAGAAUUCCUAUGGUUUUCAAUGUUGUUAUUCUUUCUCCCCAUGGUUACUUUGCCCAGGAAAAUGUUUUGGGUUAUCCCGACACUGGUGGUCAGGUGGUUUAUAUUUUGGAUCAAGUCCCCGCCUUGGAGCGUGAGAUGCUUAAGCGUAUCAAAGAACAAGGACUUGAUGUCAAGCCACGAAUCCUAAUUAUAACCAGGCUGCUGCCAGAUGCGGUUGGAACCACUUGUGGUCAGCGGCUUGAGAAGGUCUAUGGAGCAGAGCACUCGCACAUUUUGCGUGUUCCCUUCAGGACUGAUAAGGGCAUGGUCCGGAAAUGGAUCUCCCGUUUUGAAGUCUGGCCGUACAUGGAGACUUUCAUCGAGGAUGUUGCGACAGAAAUUACUGCUGAGCUGCAGGCCAAGCCAGAUCUGAUAAUUGGAAACUACAGCGAGGGUAACCUUGCUGCCUCGUUACUGGCUCACAAGUUGGGCGUAACACAGUGCACCAUUGCUCAUGCGUUGGAGAAGACAAAGUAUCCGGAUUCAGACAUUUACUGGAAGAAGUUUGACGAGAAAUAUCACUUCUCGUCCCAGUUCACAGCUGAUCUUAUUGCUAUGAACCAUACCGAUUUCAUCAUCACCAGCACCUUCCAAGAAAUAGCUGGAAGCAAGGACACUGUUGGACAGUAUGAGAGCCAUAUGGCCUUCACAAUGCCCGGGCUGUACAGAGUUGUUCAUGGCAUUGAUGUGUUCGACCCCAAAUUCAACAUCGUGUCACCAGGGGCCGAUAUGAACCUAUACUUCCCGUACUCGGAGAAAGAAAAGAGACUAACAUCACUUCACCCCGAAAUCGAGGACUUGCUAUACAGUGAUGUUGAGAAUGAGGAGCAUCUAUGUGUGUUAAAAGAUAGGAGCAAGCCCAUCUUAUUCACCAUGGCGAGGUUGGACCGUGUGAAGAACUUAACGGGACUUGUUGAAUUCUACGCCAAGAGCCCGAAGCUUAGGGAGCUGGUGAAUCUUGUCGUGGUCGGGGGUGACAGGAGGAAGGAAUCCAAGGAUAUUGAAGAGCAAGCUGAGAUGAAGAAGAUGUACGAACUCAUAAAGACGUACAAUUUGAAUGGGCAGUUCAGGUGGAUCUCGUCCCAGAUGAACCGUGUGAGGAAUGGUGAGCUCUACAGGUACAUCUGUGACACCAAGGGAGCAUUCGUGCAACCCGCUUUCUAUGAGGCCUUCGGCUUGACUGUGGUCGAGGCCAUGACCUGUGGUCUGCCCACUUUUGCCACUAACCAUGGCGGUCCAGCUGAGAUCAUCGUUCACGGAAAGUCUGGCUUCCACAUUGAUCCAUACCAUGGCGAGCAGGCAGCUGAGCUCCUCGUCGACUUCUUCGAGAAGUGCAAGAAGGAUCCCUCUCACUGGGAAACCAUCUCAGCAGGCGGCCUGAAACGUAUCCAGGAGAAGUACACAUGGCAAAUCUACUCGGACAGGUUGUUGACUCUGGCGGGUGUUUAUGGCUUCUGGAAAUACGUCUCCAAGCUAGACCGCCUUGAGAUCCGUCGCUAUCUUGAAAUGUUUUAUGCACUCAAGUACCGCAAGUUGGCGGAAGCCGUUCCUUUGGCCGUCGAGUAAACGAAGGCGGCGUGGCGUUGGGGUGACCGAGUUAUAUGACAAUCCCGGCGGCUGUUUGGCCGGAAUAAAAACCUUCAUAGAUUGUGACAAUUGGAAGAGGAUUCUGUUUUGGUCUUUUGUUGGUCACCCUCUAGUUGUCAUAUUUGUUGAGUAGCAAUAGCAGCGAGUGAUUGUUGUUUGCUUUUUAGUUGCCUUUACAUUCUGCAUCACAGUUCAGAGGGGAGAGGAUUUGGAAAUUCUGCGGAAUUUUGUAAUAAAAAUUUUCAACCUUCUAAUGUAAUCCAAAUAUUUUCUUCCUGUGCUCC